Messenger RNA from Fundulus heteroclitus (mummichog), 1210 nucleotides. Its product is annotated as protein ALP1-like. NCBI's taxonomy places the organism in Eukaryota, Metazoa, Chordata, Actinopteri, Cyprinodontiformes, Fundulidae. The transcript has 3 exons. The coding region runs from base 185 to 1210 and encodes 341 amino acids. The record is from RefSeq and is a predicted model, not a curated record.
CUUAGCGGCUAGGUUAGCCAUUCAUUGUAGCUCACUGCUCUCUUCAUAGACUUGAAUAUGGCUGAGAGUUGCACAAAGCAAACUGCGUUCACGUUUAUGAGAAGUUGAAGGCCUCAGUAAGAACAGAGUGGAUUUGGGAGAUUUUUUUUCCCCACACGAUCCCCCUGAAGAGCAGACAAGGCCGAUGUACUGCCGCAUCAAUUUAAAUGUUCCCGUUCUCCAGAUAUUUUUCAACGAUCAUGACACCACACCAGAUUUUCGGCUGAGCAGACAGUCUCUGGCGGUGCUGAUGGAGCUUUUCUGCCAGGAAAGACGACACGGAUGGGGGGCCACAAUAGAGACCUUGGUCUUCCUCUUCUGGCUGGCGAGUGGGGCAUCCUACAGAGUGGUGGCUCGGGUGUUUGGGAUGCCUCGCUCCACAGUUCACCGCAUCGUUCACCGGGUUACUGAGGAGGUGGUGGCCAUCCGCCACCGAGUCAUCUGCUUCCCCAAAACUCCAGAAGACCUGGCAGCAGUAACCCAGGGGUUUAAAGGGCUGGCAAGACACAGAGCUUUUCUCAAAGCUGCUGGAGCGAUCGAUGGCUGCCAUGUGAGGAUCAAGCCUCCAAGCGGUCCUGAAGGUCACUGCUAUCGCAACAGGAAACUUUUCUCCUCCAUCAUCCUGCAGGCAGUUUGUGACCAUCAGGGCCGCUUUAUCGACACAUACGUGGGCUGGCCGGGGUCGGUGCAUGACUCCAGAGUGCUCCGGCACAGCCCAUUGUACAGGCGGGGCAUCUACCCUCCUCCGGGCCAUUUCAUCUUGGCAGAUGGUGGGUACCCGUGUCUGCAACCCCCACUCCCCCUCAUCACUCCCUUCAAGCGGCCGGUAGAAGGUGUGGGAGCCCAGCGCUUUAACAGCCAUCAUUCCAGGGCACGCUCCAUCAUAGACUUUGGGAUGAUGAAGACGAGGUUCAGGGCCAUCUUCCUCCAAGCGCUGGAGGUGCACCACACCUUUGUGCCUCAGGUCAUAACGGCAUGUGCUGUCCUGCACAACAUCUGCCUAGGAGCCGGGGACAUCAUGGCCCCAGAGGAUGAAGUGCAGGACGACAUGCCAGAGGAUGAGGAGGGGGAGAACGUGUUGGAGGCAGCCAGUGGUGCUCCCUGGCGGGACCAGCUGUCUCCCGAGGUGCCUGCCCUUGAGGAGGUUCUACCCGACCACGAUUACAUUUAG